Messenger RNA from Drosophila eugracilis, 358 nucleotides. It is a transcript of the gene mRpL34, whose product is annotated as 39S ribosomal protein L34, mitochondrial. The record is from RefSeq and is a predicted model, not a curated record. Gene Ontology annotation, biological process: translation. NCBI's taxonomy places the organism in Eukaryota, Metazoa, Arthropoda, Insecta, Diptera, Drosophilidae. Gene Ontology annotation, molecular function: structural constituent of ribosome. The coding region runs from base 81 to 326 and encodes 81 amino acids. The transcript is spliced from 2 exons. Gene Ontology annotation, cellular component: ribosome; mitochondrial large ribosomal subunit.
UCUCCUUAGCCGGCUGUUAUGGCACUAGGUAUUUUAUUAUUUUGUUUGAGGACGGUCUUAUUAACUGGAAAUUACUUAACAUGCUCCGAGGAAUGAUCCAAAGGACCUGCCUGGCGAUUGCCAGCACCGCACAAACUUUAAUAGUGCGGGAUAAGCACGUUUUCAAUCGUGCUGUGCUAAAACCAAAAGUUCGUUGCCAUUUCCCGAAGCCCAUGGAAGUAAAGAGAAUAAAUGUCCACGGCUGGAAUACAAGAAUGUCCACGCCGGAAGGACGUCGCGUGCUGAUGAACAGGAUCCUCAAGGGCCGCCACGUUUUGUCCCACUAGCAUUUUCUUAAUAAACCUCAUUUUAUUUACAA